Molecule: messenger RNA, 9006 nt
Organism: Bubalus bubalis (water buffalo)
Lineage: Eukaryota; Metazoa; Chordata; Mammalia; Artiodactyla; Bovidae
Gene: LARP4B
Product: La ribonucleoprotein 4B
Exons: 16
Coding region: 984-5975 (1663 amino acids)
Biological process (GO): positive regulation of translation
Cellular component (GO): cytosol; cytoplasmic stress granule
Molecular function (GO): mRNA 3'-UTR binding
Source: RefSeq, a predicted model, not a curated record
AAGCUUACGGAUGUUGAAGUAAGUUCAGAUCCAUUGUGGUGCUCAUGUUCCUGGGCCAUGGGAUGCACGAUAACUGUACUCCUCAUGCUCAAAGAAGGGCUUCAUUUGGGAGCUUUUGGGGGUCCCUGGACUGGGCUGCAGGUGUCGAUUUUCUUUCUUUGUUUCUCUUGCUCUUUCUGGUUUUUUUUUUAUUAUUAUUAUUUUUUUUAACCAAGACUUUUGAACAUCUGCAGAAAUACAGUAAUAAAACAAACCUGUGUGCCCAUUUUGACUUGAACAGUUCCCGCCCUUGUAGUUUGCUUUUUCUUUUUCCUCCCCUCUGCACACAUGGCGUUUGAAAGUGUUAUGUCUGUAUGUAUUUACUUCUUUAUUUUCAGGCCAGGUGUGUUUUAACGCAAAUCCCAGACAGCAUAUGCUAUUCACAGGGAACCCUUCAAUAUACAUCUCUUACUGGACACCAUUCCAGUUUUGUGCCUAGCAUGAUCAUUACUGAAUAUUGACAACUUUAAGAACCUAAGAAUUUUCAAGAACACAUUUUUACUGUUGUUUCCCUUUGGGGAGAAGAUAUAUGUUAACUCCUUUGGUUGCUACCAUUCCGUGAAAUGCAAUUCAGAGAAUGCUGAAAUGGUAUAAAAAGCCAAACUCUGUAGUGACUGCUUCUGACUGGGAUAAUAAUGUUAGUUAGUUUUCUAUUGGAUUUAUGAGAAUAAGAAAAAUACCAGAAAGAUCUCCUGUGUUAUGUGUGUGUUUGGACUCUGGGUGCUGUUUGGACUGUCGGGCAUGAGGAGAUUGCCACUGGGCAGGUCUGCUGUGAUUCGGAUUUGGGACUUGAGUGGCAGGGACAUGUGACUGCUGUGCGAGGGUUAUUUUUGGGAUCUGGGUGUCAGCUUCUCGUCAGAAACCAUAGAAAGUUAGUGGGAGAUGCACUUGUGGAGGUUCAGAAAGCAACAGGCAUUGUUAUGUGAGUUUUUGAACUUUUGAACAUGGGUUGUUGCUUCCACAAAGAAUUAAGUAGUGACAAUGACAAUGAAAAAAUUGGCCUGUUACAAAAAUCAGUGGAGGAGAAGGAACCGGAGAGCAAGAUAAGUAAAACUUUAUCUUCAUUAUUCAGUGCCUUUGGAGAUGAGGAGCUUCCUGGUGGUGGACGCAGGGCCAGCGUGUGGGCUGGGGUUUUGGCAAGGCUGGCACGCAGACAGGGCCCAGCGCCUGGGCGGCUGCUGGACUCCUCUCCCACGUCCGGGCUCUUUACUGGGUCUGGACACAUAGGUGAGGCUGACAGGAACCCUGACAUCACCACCAUGGGGCACGGUGGUGAAGGUGCCCGGGGCCCUCUGUGGGGGGGCCUCCCUGAUGGUGAGGGGCCCUACUCUCUAGCCCCGGCGCCCCCUGACCAGGGCCUUGGCCACCACCCUCCCUGCCACUGCCCAGCCACCUGGGAAAGCUCUGAGGUGGGGAGCAAGGUGCUGGUCACUGUUCAUAUUGGUAGUGCUGCUGAUUCCUCAGAUCUGAGUGGUGAGGAGAGGGCAGGCGGAGGUCUUGUUUGUGGUGACUGCAAACGGUGUAGGAAUUCCCGAGAGAGCAGGUUUUACAGUAUUUGUGCUGUUGAUCCUGACGGCCCAGAAGGUGGAGAUGAGCUGUGUGCUCAUGCGUGUGAAACAGCUACAGCUCCCCAGAGCGGUCCAGCUGUCACCUCCGAGGGGGCCUACAGAGGGGCCCAGCUACCAGACAGUGCUGGCCGUGGGCCUGGGGGGUCGGAGGCCCCUGGGGCAAAGUUGCCCCUGCAGGUCAGGCCACUCCCAAGGGAGAGAGAGUGGGCUCUUGGUGAGAAAGCUCAACCUCGCUCUGCCCUGGUGAGUGACAGUGACCCACCCUGUGCCGCAGACGUUGGUGCCUUGCUGGCGCAGACCUUCGCCAGCUUCCCUGAAGCUGACAUAGAAAGGAGCACAUUCCGUAAUGUGGGCACACUCCCCACUUUAAACAUCCACUCAGACGCUGCCUGUCUAGUGAGUGCACGCACCAUCCCUCAAGGGAGAUCGCGUGGCAGUUCACAGCCUGGGGGUCUGGUGACUGAUUCACAGAGUACUGUAAUCAGUGGCGCUUCACUUGUUGAGGGAGAUGGUGAUUGUGGGACUGUAACAGCUCAUGCAGUUCAGAGUUUAAACUCUGGAAGGGAAGGAGCAAGUAACUCUGCAAAACCACUGAAAGGCAGCGAUUGUUCCAGUUUAGAUGUUAGCAGAUCAGACUGCAGAAUCCUUUCCGUAUGUCGCGAUAGAAUCAGUUUAAGUUCAGUAAGAUGUAUCACUUCAGGGACCUUUAGAUUUCUGCCUACUCAUGCAAAUUUCCAAGAGCCAGCCCCUCACAGAGGCAACGGCCGGAGGCCCUUGGUACUUGCGGAGCAGCGCCUGGGCGACCGCAGUGUGGAAAGUGGACGCGGCCCGCGUGUAGACAAGGCCGGCUUGUCUUUGCUGUCUCGGGAUCAUCCAUCUUACCAGGAUGAGGGUGACACUAGAGUUUUGGAAGAUGAGGCUUGUGGUAGGAGGGCUUCUGAGUGGAGAGCUGCCGCCCAGGUGGACCUGAGUAUGAACACCGGGGCCAGCAAGGCCUGGGCCCAGAGCCGCAACGUGGUGUGUGCAGUGCAGGCCGCAGCCGGGCCAGGGAUGUCCCAAGACUCGCAGGGAGCACCUCCACACAGCAAGUCCCUCCUCGGCUCCAGGUGGCCUGCAAGUGACCUCAUUUCCUCUGCAGGUGUUUUCACCUGCGCCGAAGAGGAGCGUGAAACAGAGGGUGAGUCGUGUGUGGAGAGCUCAGGGAAGGACCCUCACAGACCAGAGAGUUCUGAGCAGGAACCCCCGAGAGCCAGUCACAGGGACACCGGGACAGCUGCCACAGAGAGCGUCCAGGUAGACCCCCGAACAACCUUUGACUGGGAAGCAAAUGCACAGAAACGCACAGCAGUGCCCAGUCAGAGUGUGCUUGCUUGUGUCAGUUAUGGUGAAGCAAAGAAUCCUGACUUUGAGACAGCUCACACAGGAAGGAACGAUACCUACCGAGUGAAUGACGGCAGUCAUGAGGAUCUCAGCCUUGCACCACCUGUAAGCAAGAGUUCGGCCCCAGGCGUGCAGGACUUGGAAGGCAUGCGGGUGAGCCCUGUGCACAGUGGUGGCAGCCCUCUGCCAAAGCAGGUUCUCUCCCAGUCAGCCGGAGACGCUCCUGAGGCCUCUGGUGGGCGAGCUUCAGGGCUGAAAGAACCAGAGCUGACGGGUGGAGAAGAGGAGGAGGCACUGCGUCUGCAGGAAGGCUGUGGCGGGCCCGGCACUGCCAGCCACACAGGCCUGUGUGGGACAGGUGCAUGCGCAUGCCCUUUCAGCCAGAGCGGUACCAGGCCCACGGCACAGGGACCUGCCUUACAAGGGGACAUGGGCUUGGUGGUCUCUGAAAGAGUGGAGUUAGGGGUUUUUCGUGCAGGGUGCUCCUGCGUGACUGGUGUUUACCCUGCCCAAGUGGACGGGCUGCAGGGGAUUCCUGUUGUCCCAGGUGACAGCAGGGAGGUGGCCGUCCCAGAUUGUGAGUACCCUGCCCUGUCGCUUGUGUCUGAAGAGCUGUCUGAGGGGGAUUUGCGGAGCCCCCCAGGGCAUGAGCAUCCCCAGUUUCUGAGUGCACUUUCCUGCUACCCGAUGGCGGAGCUGGCAAGUCAGGUGUUUUCUGAGGGGCCAGCAGAUGGUUGCAGAUCUGAAGCAGGCUGUCCAUGGACUGAUACAGUCACGAAAGAUACCUUAGAAGAUGAGCAAAUCUUUAGUGAGGACCUGCACUGUAAGCCCCAGGACCUGGAGAUGUCUUUGUUUUGGAUGGAAAAGCCUCCUUUUCAGCUACCAGUGGCAGAAGAUACUGUCAUUUGGGGAUGGCAAGAGACAGGUGCACACUUAGUACCAACAGCCAAAGUUUCAGAGCUAAACCCUAAUGCAAAAGUAUGGGGCACUCCACUGUUACAGCUGGAAGCGCGUGGAGCUGCAGACGGCGGUGUGAGCACCGUCUGGGAGGCGCCACCUGGCCGUGGCCACCUCGGAUUGGACACCAACGGUGAUGGUGACAAAAGUCAUGACAAUGUUGGGCUGUCAGAUCUACAGGAGUCAGACCAGACAGCCAUGAGCACUUUGGGUCUGGACCACUCAGAGUAUGAGUCACCGCCUGAAAGUGGCGAGACAGGAGGGAAUGAAUCUCAACCAGAAAGCCAGGAAGACCCCCGGGAAGUACUUAAAAAGACAUUGGAAUUCUGCUUGUCUAGGGAGAACCUUGCUAGUGACAUGUACCUUAUAUCACAGAUGGACAGUGACCAGUACGUGCCAAUCACCACAGUAGCUAACCUGGACCACAUCAAGAAGCUCAGCACCGACAUGGACCUGAUUGUUGAGGUGCUGAGAUCUUUACCUUUAGUCCAAGUGGAUGAGAAGGGAGAGAAAGUAAGGCCAAAUCAGAACCGUUGCAUAGUGAUACUACGUGAGAUACCUGAGUCCACCCCUGUAGAAGAAGUAGAAGCACUAUUUAAAGGAGAUAACUUACCGAGAUUUAUAAACUGUGAAUUUGCCUAUAAUGAUAAUUGGUUUAUUACAUUUGAAACAGAAGCUGAUGCACAACAGGCUUACAAGUAUCUGAGAGAAGAAGUCAAAACCUUUCAAGGAAAACCAAUUAAGGCACGGAUAAAGGCGAAGGCAAUAGCUAUAAACACGUUUUUGCCAAAGAAUGGCUUUAGGCCUCUGGACAUGAGCCUCUACACACAGCAGCGCUACACGGCGUCGUUUUACUUACCUCCAGUCUAUAGUCCCCAGCAGCAGUUCCCUCUGUACAGCCUGAUAGCCCCCCAGACGUGGUCAGCAACACACAGCUAUCUUGACCCGCCCUUGGUAACACCAUUUCCAAAUACUGGAUUUAUAAAUGGGUUCACGUCUCCAACCUUCAAACCUGCCGCAUCUCCUCUGGCUUCACUCAGACAGUACCCUCCGAGGAGCAGGAAUCCUAGUAAGUCUCACCUGCGCCAUGCCAUCCCCAGUGCAGAGAGGGGGCCUGGGCUGCUGGAAAGUCCUUCCAUAUUUAACUUCACCGCUGACCGCUUGAUGAAUGGUGUGCGCAGCCCACAAGUGAGGCAGACAGCUCAGCCGCGAGCUCGGCUCCAGAACCCUCCGGCCUUUGCCAAGAGAGACGUGGGGCCCGGGCGCGUGGAGCAGAGCAGCUUCGAGUCCUCCCCGGGCUUAGGCAGAGGGAGGAAGAGCUCCUUUGGUUAUCGGAAGAAGCGGGAGGAGAAGUUCACAAGGAGUCAGACUCAGUCUCCAACGCCGCCCAGACCGCCGUCCCCCAGCUUCGAAUUAGGCCUGUCCAGCUUCCCCCCACUGCCUGGGGCAGCAGGGCAUUUGAAGACAGAGGACUUAUUUGAGAACAGGCUGUCUGGCUUGCUCGCAGGAACAUCCAAAGAAAGGAGCCUGAACGCAGAUGCCAGCACGAACACUCUUCCUGCGGUGCACCCGCGAGAGCCCUUGGCGCCCUGUGCCGUGUCCGCAGCCUGCGAGCGCACCCCCUCCCCUGCCCGCCUGCCUGAGGAUGCCAAGGUGGUGGAGAAGCAGAGGGAAACCCUGAGUGUGGACAGACCGCCUCCUGCCCUGGCCCUGAGCACCACUGCAAGUAAAUCGGUGCAGGUGAACGGUGCUGCCUCGGAAUUGCGAAAACCCAGCUACGCAGAGAUUUGUCAGAGGACAAGUAGAGAGCCGCCGUCUUCCCCGUUGCAACCCCCAAAAGAACAGAAGCCAAACCCGGUCGGCUGUGGGAAGGAAGAGAGGAAGGUCACGGAGAGAGAGCCCCCCGCCCCCAAAUCCAGCCCAGGACCACCCAAAGACCAGAGGAGGCCGCUGGGCCGCCGGCCGUCACCCCCGGGCUUGGGGCGGCGUCCGCACAGAGAACAGAGCCCCCCACCCAGGCCCCCUCAGUGAGCACUGAGGUCUGGGAGGGCUGCGAGGAGCUGAGGUCGCCACAACUAGGCACUGUCCCGCUCGGACGUGAGUGAGCCGCUGGCUAGGAGCUUGCAGUGUAGGCGAGGCCCACAAGGUGCCUGCAAGUUAUUUUUCUUCUAUGAGUCGGAUUUCCCCCCUCUUGAAAAAAAUCUAUUUUUCAGGAUUUAAUUAAUAUAAACCUUAUUUUAGGUUGGUGCUUAACUGGAGGUGAUGCAUAAGUCUGAUUUUUUUCAGGAUAGAAAAUGCAUUUAUCCUAACAAAUUGAUAUUUUUUAUUAAGCCUCCAUGUGGCUAUGAAUGCAAGCUAUAUAUAUAGUGAGUUUUUCUAAAUUAAGCGGAACUAUGCUACUUCAUUUUUUAAAAUAACUGGUUAGCAAGUGCGUAUCUCUGAGAUGUCCAGGCCGCCGGGUGAAGCUGAGGACCAGGGAGGAGGACUGAGGUGAUGCUGUGAGCGCAGCCUGGGGCAGCGGGCGGGCUCGCCAGCCUGGGAGCUGCCCUUCACUCGGAAGCCUAGCAGGUGGUUCUAGCAUUUUCUAAGCAGAGUCCGGUUUUGGUCCACUGGGCAGAGUAAGCCUGCAUAGCCCUGAGAGCCCUCUUGUCCUGCCAGCAAGUAACCAGCUCCUCACUCUAGUCUCAAGUGGCUGUUAUGUAAGAUAAACUCAAAGCACAUUGUGAAUAGAACUCAAAUGAAAUAUAAACUUUGUAGCCCACUGACAUGUUACCGCGAAAUUGUACCCUGAUGUUUUGCUCCCGCAAGUGGGUGGGGAGUGGGUGGGGAGGGCGUGGAGCCCGGCUCGCAGUCGGCCCUCCCCACCGCCACCCCCAACUCCCCGGGCCUCCCGGGUCCUCCCGGCAACCCCCCAGAUCCUCCCGGCCCCCGUGCGGAUCGUGGGGGAUGCGGUCGUGGUGCCCUCUGGUGGCGGAGGGUCCCAGCCCGCUCUCCUUACCUCCAAGACAGGGUCAGUGAUCCCUUCUCCAAGUGCUGCUCUCCAAGAACACGCAUGCACUAAAGCUAGCAGUUGAUAAUAAAGUUUAACAUAAAUUAUUUUGUUUUAAAAUGCCUAAAUUUUUUCUUUAGAUAUUCUAAGCAGCAGACAUUAAAGUAUUUCCUGCUAAAUGUAACCAUACAGUUUAUUCCACAAAAUGUUAUUUAAUAAGACUGAGGGUUUUUUUUUUUUAAAGAGAUUAUUUCCAUCCAAUAUUUAAAGACUUGAAUUUUAUUUAAACUUGAAAAUGACUUUGCCUUAACUUUUGUAUAGGACAGCUUAAGAGUUCUGAGAUGGGCCUGGGUUGGCAUGAGUGGGGUCUGCUGUCACGGUGUCACUGGGUGAGCACUGUGGGGAGGACUAGCAGCCGUGUUUGUAAUUUACCUGGAAGAUCUUACACAAUUGAUCUUUUUUCAGAUUGUUGAAAAAUCCUGUAAAUGCAAAUAGUCGAUACUGUAUUAAAUAUGUGCACUUGGGAGUGUGUGCUUUGCUUGUACAGUUGUAAAUAAUCAGAACAUAUUAAAAAGGUACCCUAAAGAGAAAAAUCUGAUAAAAAUUGAUAUAUUAUAAAUGUUACUAUUGACCUGGAUGUAGAUAAACUCAAUGUUGUGGUUUGAAUAUUAUUUUAAUUUGUUGAAGUUUUUUUUCUUUUUCUCUUGUACUGGUGUGUUGAACUGAUUUCUGCCUCUUUGCUGCUGCGAAAGGGAGAUGGAAGUCUGAUUAAAACCUUCAAAUGUUUUCAUGCUCUUCUUAAAAGUAUGUUAAGUAUGUACUAAUCACAGCUAAUUGUGAAAGGGUUUUCAAAAUAUAAUCUGUAAAGUGGAAACUGGCAGGAUCUGCAAGUGAAAGUGAAAAAUAAUCUCUCUAGAAUCACAAAUGGCUAAUAAGCAUGACACGCCUGCGGAGGAAAGCAAGCCCGUCUCCUGGAGAGCAGCGUCUUUGUUCAAAGGCCUGGACACCCACACAGUGCUCAUGUUUCCGAGGCCCCUGAAAGGAGCAGGGAAUUUACUUCAUUGUAGUUGUGAGAUUGCUGACUAAGAGAGUUUGAAAUGAUUGACCUGUUCCACCGAAACCAGUGCAUACUAUAGGAAGAGCUGGAGAGGCCCAGGACCCCGUGAUGUGGCUGCCAGAGGAGGGAGCGACGCAGCAUGUUGCCCCGAAGUCCAAGCCCCAUGGAGCCCAGACACUGGUUUUCAGUAGGUCCCUCCCUGGAGGGCCAUCCGCGCUGUGUGGCCCUGUGAUGGCAGCCGGGCCCUCAAGUGGUGUGACCCAUUUGUCACAUGAGGCCUCCACUCCCGCAGCCUCGAGUCUAGACUUCACUUGGAUGUCAUUUUUACCGCAUCCUUUUAAUUAAGCAAGGGUGAUAUGCCAAAUAGCCAUGUAAUGUCCCCCAACCCCGCCUUUCUGAGGUUCCUGAGAUUUUCCACUCACAGAAAGCACGGGGGUGUCUGGCUUCCUGCCACGUAGCAUCUCUCUGCGGGCAGUCCCUCAGGUAGAGUCAGAGACGACGGCACAGGCGGCAUUCUCCUCGGACAAUUGUGCAGUGUCGUUUUGGAGAGAUGGGGGGAGAGCCCCGCCCUGUUUCACAUGAAUUUCGCACAGUCAUUGCUUUCUGAGAGUCCGUGUCGUGCUGUUUCUGAUCAGGCCCUCCUGUAACCACCACUGGAGGUCGCUAGUGUGGCAAGAAAUCCGUCAUGUUGCCACGUGGUCAGGGCCACCACGGCGCCACGUGGAGUCUGCACUGGGGCUUCGGCCUCAGGGCAGGCGUGGCUGGAGUCUGCAUCCAGGUCUGAGGAGCUGCGGACAAUGGGCCUGAAGGAGCAGCCGUGGUGCCAGCUUGCGGGAGGGCAGGGGCACGGACGCCUCGCCAGGGCUUCUGUUUCUGUUCUACUUUUUUUCAUUAAGACUGGAAUCAAGCUUAUGUGUAAACUAUUGAUAAUUUAAGUUUCCUUUUGUGUCAUUCAGUGUAAAACUGUCUAAUUUGAAAAAAUGUAGGUUAUGAAAAAUAAAGAUUUAGGCACUGUU